AUGCCUGGCUUUAGACUAGUGACUGAAGAUGGUAUGGUAGUAGCAGCAGCUAGGGCCUCUUCAGAUGAGUCAUCCAAGACUAUUGGGGCUGUUGCUGCUAACAUAUACAUGGAAUACAAAUGUACGGAGAAUGCCUUUGGAUCUGCUCUGACGUCGUUGCUAAUGCAAUGCGAAUACAGUCCUGGCCAGAAGACAGCUGUUAGAGUGACACCUUUUGCCCAGUCCGAGUGUGAGGAUGAUGGGAUGCUAGUCCUUCUGGCUGUAGUUGGACGAGAUGAGAGGGAGUAA
Messenger RNA from Perkinsus marinus ATCC 50983, 288 nucleotides. RefSeq lists its product as hypothetical. NCBI's taxonomy places the organism in Eukaryota, Perkinsozoa, Perkinsida, Perkinsidae. Bases 1 to 288 code for a protein of 95 amino acids. The record is from RefSeq and is a predicted model, not a curated record. The transcript has 2 exons.